AACACAGACCAAGUUUUUAGUUUUUAAGAAGCUAGGAUUCCCAGUUGUACACGCGACCUCGCUGUGAACUUUAGUCAGUCGGCUCAGUAAACAAGCCGUCCAUUUUUUACACUGUGAGAGAAAACUCCUAGCUAGCAGUCAGUGGAAGGCCUUGAUGGGCUGCAUAUUUUUUAGGACCAUUUCACUCACACACGCACACACGCACACACACACACACACACAAUACAUACUUUAGUAGCAUAUCUCCCUGCAAGGUGAUAAAAGCUAGGCUAGCAGUUAUAGAAAGAUAACAUAAUAUAAUUAUACACUUACACACACUGACCUGGCUCUUCACUCUGCAUCUUCCAUUUAUGAAAACAAAAAUAUAGCAGUCUACCAUUACAACAUGCAGGCUGCUAACCUGCACUAUGCUAGGCUCUAGGAAACCGUUUUUCAGUAUUUUACCAAGCGAAUCUCAGCCUCUUGUUGAGACAUCACCCAUCUAGGUUGGGUGGAGUUAUUUUUAACCUUAAAUCUGCUCCUCCUGUCAAACUUUUAAGAUUAAUGGGCCUCUUUUGUAUAAACACCCCGUUUGCCAUAUUGUAAAUGUGCUCUUAACAAUAACCACGUUUUACUGGAUUACAUCACCAGGGUCCAGGCAGAAUAUCUGCAUGCAGAUCUCCAUUGUUUGACAUGAAGGGCCUCACAUAACCUCCCACUCGAAACAACGAGGUGAGACAGUUGGCAACCGAACACUUUUUUUUUUCUCGAAAAUAAUACCCCCUGCUAAACACAAACCAAUAUCUUAUGGUAUUUUUGAGCAUUUGUUGAAAAUAAUGCUUUCUUUAGCCACCAGGCCCCGGCUUUCCAUUGGUUGAAUCUGGUCAUGUGACCAGGAAUUGGCUGCAAUUUCGCCCAUAGUCUUCAGUUUAGUAGACCAAGGUCCCCAUACGCUAGUAAUAUCACCAAUAUACACAAUUAUUAAAGCCCGCAAAUACGGGACAGCGGGGAGCUAAUAAUCACGCGUUUUUGUUUUUAUUUUGCUCGUUUUGAUCUCGCCGUCCGCCUGUGGACUAGGAUAAACUAUGAAUUUUGAAUUUGAGAGGGAGAUUGGGUUCAUAAACAGCCAGCCUUCCCUUGCAGAGUGCCUGACGUCUUUUCCCGCUGUCCUGGAGUCAUUUCAAACUUCAUCAAUCAAGGACUCGACAGUAAUUCCUCCUCCUUUCGAGCACACCAUCCCCAGCCUGAGUCCCUGCACAAGCAGCCAGGCGCGACCGAGGAGCCAAAAGCGAACCUCCAAUGGCCUCCAGCUUCGGACGCCACAGCCGCAACAGGGCCCAGCCCCGCCGGCAAGUACGGCUGGCCCGCUUGCACACGAGUUCCCCUGGAUGAAAGAGAAGAAAUCCUCGAAAAAGGGACCCAAAUCUGGGAAUGCCACGGUAGCCUCCUCUUCUCCCUCUCCUGCAUCCUCCGGGUACGCCACUGCAGGACUUGAAUCACCGACAGAGGCGCAGGGUGGACUGGACAACGGCAGCGGAUCCCGGAGGCUGAGGACUGCCUACACCAACACGCAGCUACUGGAGCUGGAGAAGGAGUUCCUUAACAAAUAUCUCUGUCGGCCCCGGCGGGUGGAAAUAGCUGCCCUUCUGGAUCUAACCGAGAGACAGGUCAAAGUGUGGUUCCAGAACCGGAGGAUGAAGCACAAGCGGCAAACGACACACCACAGGGAAGGCCAAGAGGGUGACCCCGGCGGGUUCGAGCCCCUGGAAGGUGCCGAUGCUUCCUCGCCUUACUCGAGCCAGCCACUGGAAGCCUCGGGCUCGGCUGCGUCUGAGGAAGAGACGUGUAACUCGGCAGCCUCCUACACGAACAGCAGUGACAAUAACCAGCCCACGCCUGAGGAGGGCCAGCUGAGCUGCCAGGAGCCCACAUCAGUCUCUGACACAACAGUGCGGUACCCGUUCCCAACGCCCACUGCAGAUAACCCCGCAACAAUGGGCGACGGUGGCGCAUCUGGCCCGGAUCAUUCGUUUUCAGAGCAGCAGGACGCCUCCUCCAUGCCCGAUUUGAAUUUCUUUUCUGCUGAUUCCUGCCUCCAGAUUUCUGACGCUUUAUCGCCCAGCUUGCAGAGCUCGCUCGACAGCCCGGUAGAUUUCUCCGAGGCGGACUUUGACUUAUUUACAAGCACACUUUGUACAAUAGAUUUACAACAUUUACAGUUCUAACGACAACAAGAAUACAGAACAAUCGAAUUAAGGAGAAUGUCCCACGGUCUUACAAUGGUAUGAAUGCUUCUCGGCAACAUUCCUGAAACACAUUUAUGAAAAAGAUUCCUGGGUUUAUUUUGAAGAUAACAUAGAACCUGAGAUAGCAAAGGGCGAUUAUGUCCUUUCCUGGCAUUAUAAUUUUGGUUUACUCCAUCGAAAUCACAUACGGAUUUCCCCUUGUUCAAAUUUCAGGUAUUUAUUGCCUUCUUGUUUUCUGACAGUAUUAAUUGGCAGUUACAGUAAAAUACUAUACUGUCUCCUUAAUGUUUCAAAACUGUUCAGUGCAGCUCAAUCUUUUAAUUCUCAGGAAAUGAAGGCCUAUCAGAUAUAUAGGCCUAAAGGAUAGUUGAACUGCUUUUAGAAAUUCUCUCGAGACGGGCGUUGAACCUGUUGAUGAGUUUAGAACUAGUUUAUUUAUUGAGAUUCUUUAAUAGUAAAUUUCAAAUUAUUUAUUGUACAUUAUUUUCAUAGUUGAAAUAAAAACAAACUUUUAUAAUGUG
Oncorhynchus tshawytscha (Chinook salmon) is the source of this 2746-nucleotide messenger RNA. RefSeq names its product homeobox B2a (gene hoxb2a). Gene Ontology annotation, molecular function: DNA binding; DNA-binding transcription factor activity, RNA polymerase II-specific. Gene Ontology annotation, biological process: regulation of DNA-templated transcription. NCBI's taxonomy places the organism in Eukaryota, Metazoa, Chordata, Actinopteri, Salmoniformes, Salmonidae. The record is from RefSeq and is a predicted model, not a curated record.